Baudoinia panamericana UAMH 10762 is the source of this 1323-nucleotide messenger RNA. RefSeq lists its product as uncharacterized. Gene Ontology annotation, molecular function: coenzyme A diphosphatase activity. Lineage: Eukaryota; Fungi; Ascomycota; Dothideomycetes; Mycosphaerellales; Teratosphaeriaceae. The transcript is spliced from 2 exons. The record is from RefSeq and is a predicted model, not a curated record. The annotation marks the transcript as partial.
CUGCUUUCUCAGACGCAUACCAUCUUGGACCAACUUGCUACAUCCCCAUAUCCAGAGCUUCCAUCCCCCGAAACCACAAAGCGCCGCGCAUCUGUUGCCUUCAUUAUCCGCAUUCAACCCUCCUACGCCCACUGGCCUGAACAUAAUGAGAAAGUCGACAACCUCUCCACCUUCUUCUCCCACCCUUGGGUCCAACAUGGCGAACCAGAGCUCCUCUUCAUCAAACGCGCCUCGCGCAAGGGCGACCGCUGGACUUCCCACAUCGCUUUGCCGGGCGGCAAACGCGACCCCGCCGACCCCUCCGACCAAGCCGCCGCUAUCCGCGAGACGCUCGAGGAAGUCGGACUAGAUCUCAACCAACAUGCCAUACAGUGCGGAAACCUACCCCAACGACUCGUGACGACGCAUUGGGGCAAGAAGCCGUUGAUGGUGUUGUGUCCGUAUGUUUUCUUACUUACGAGUCAUGAGAUUCCGCCUUUGAGGCUGCAGCCUACGGAGGUGGCGGCGACGCAUUGGGUUCCCCUGCGCAGUCUACUGGCGCCUGAGCAGAGGACGGUGGCGUUUGAGGACGUUUCGAGCAGGCUGGCGAACCAGGAGACGGGGGUGAGGAAGUGGAUGUUGAGUCUCGUUUUGGGCAAGAUGCUGUUCGCUGCUAUUGAUCUGUUGCCGACGGAGUCAUUGCAUAGCGCAGAGACGCCUGCUCCUGAUGCUCCGAGUCAAACGCAGAGCCACCGAAACAUUCGACCGACGCUGUCAUCCCGCUACACGGCGCUGGUGCAUCGGAUUUACACAUCAGACCUCUUCAACCAAUUCCCUACCCCACCAAAGCCCGGACCUUUACUCCUCUGGGGUCUGACUUUGGGCGUCGUCUCCGACUUCCUAGAUUUACUACCCCCGCACGACGCGCUGACGCUUUGGACAUACCCUACUUUCACACCACUAGAUGUUCGCUUUAUUGUGUGGGUGAUGACGUACAGGUUUAAGGAGCGCAAGCGGGCGGAAUUACAGGCUGGGACCACACUUACCUCGCCUGACGCGAAACCGGCUUUUGGUGCCGCAAGCGAGAGUAUUUCUGCCUCCACAGUCUUGGUAGAGAGACCUGGGGUUGGAGGUACAGAGGAGGAAAGACGGACCGAUGAGACGGGUUUGCAUGGGUUAGGGACUGGAAGUGCGGUGGGAGAUGUCAAGGGGAGGAAAGCGGCUGUCGCGACGAUGUUGGAAGGGUAUUACGAUAUUGUGCGAAGAGCUGUAGGAGUGGCGUUGGUGGGGAGGGCGAGUUUGGUGGCAUUGGUGGUGUGGAUGGUUUGGAGGAGGUGGCGGUCG